CUUCACCAAAUAACAAAUCGUUCAAAAGAAUGCGAUUUCAAUUUUUGUGUGCAAUAACUCUUGAUCAGGCCAUAUUUAUUUUACGGCCGAACGUUGAAUUACUAUGACCCCUUCCCAUGAAAAUCAGAUGGUUAACAAAAAAAAUCAUUAUUUAUAAAUUACUCCAUAGAAGAGCAUGAACUUUAUACACUAUAAAUAUCAAAUCAUAUUCUAUUUUAUACAAGCAAAUUAGAAACAAAUAUGGCCGAAAUUCUCAAGUGUUUUUAUACUAUGAAUUUAUUUAUUUUCUUAAUUAUUUUACCAGCGAAAAUCCGUGGUGAACAUAUUCAAUGUGUAAUUGAUGACGAUUGUCCAAAAUCUUUGAACAAGUUAUUAAUUAUCAAGUGCAUUAAUCAUGUAUGUCAGUAUGUUGGUAAUCUCCCUGAUUUUGCAUCCCAGAUCCCAAAGAGUACGAAAAUGCCCUACAAAGGAGAAUGAGUUAUUGUCCAAGAAGCUAAAAUAAAUAAAUGUGAAAAUAUACCUUAUGAUAGGAGAUAUUCCAAAAGAUGUCAUUUAAAUAUUGUAUUUGAACCCAAAAAAAAAAUUCUUUUCCAAAGUUCAGGAACCUUUCAUUUAUGAUUAUGUAAUUUAAAGUGAUGAUAAAGACAACAAAGUGUAUUAUUUAUAUUUCCUUCUUCUCUCUUAAUUUUAGAAGUAUCACGAUGGCAGCAAUUGAAGAAUAUCACACCUUAUUUUCAGUCCCGCCACCUAUAAGAAUGACUUUGAUAGUUAGGUCGAAGAUGUUUUUGUUACCUUACUUUAAAUCCUAUUUUAAUUUUCAUGUCAUAA
Medicago truncatula (barrel medic) is the source of this 828-nucleotide messenger RNA. RefSeq lists its product as uncharacterized. The record is from RefSeq and is a predicted model, not a curated record. Lineage: Eukaryota; Viridiplantae; Streptophyta; Magnoliopsida; Fabales; Fabaceae. Gene Ontology annotation, molecular function: metal ion binding. The transcript has 2 exons. Bases 241 to 477 code for a protein of 78 amino acids.